AUGAUGCCCGAGCGGCAAUACCAAGCCAAUGGCCGUACCGCCGUGGCCUCGCGCGAGCGACCUUUCACGCCUGGAACACCAUCACGGAAAGAUAAGAUACGGGAGAGCUCCGCCCUCCAAGACCCGGGGCUCAAGGACUACCGUUUAGGUGAAUGCCUUGGGAAAGGUGCUUUCGGAUCCGUAUAUAAGGCGUUCAACUGGGGCAAUGGGGAGGCAGUUGCUGUGAAGCAAAUCAAGCUUGCAGAUUUGCCCAAGAGCGAGUUGCGCAUGAUCGAGAGUGAAAUCGAUCUUCUAAAAAACCUUCAUCAUGACAAUAUUGUCAAGUAUAUUGGCUUUGUUAAAUCUGUUGACGCCCUCAACAUCAUCCUUGAAUACUGCGAAAAUGGUUCUCUACACUCAAUAUGCAAAGCAUACGGCAAAUUCCCCGAGAAUCUGGUUGGGGUCUACAUGACGCAGGUCCUGCAUGGACUACAUUACCUUCACGACCAGGGUGUUAUUCACAGAGAUAUUAAAGGCGCCAAUAUUCUCACCACAAAAGACGGCACAGUCAAGCUUGCAGACUUUGGAGUUUCGACCAGCACUCUUGCUGGUGGCCAGGAUAAGGAAGCACAGGUCGUCGGUACCCCAUAUUGGAUGGCCCCCGAGAUCAUCCAGCUCUCAGGGGCGAGUUCAGCUUCUGAUAUCUGGAGUGUUGGCUGCACUGUUAUUGAGCUUCUUCAAGGCAAACCCCCAUAUCACAACUUGGCUGCCAUGCCUGCCCUAUUCGCAAUUGUCAAUGACGACCAUCCGCCACUGCCUGAAGGCAUUUCUGCUGCUGCCCGUGACUUUCUUAUGCAAUGUUUCCAAAAGGACCCAAAUCUCCGUGUAACUGCCCGAAAAUUACUUCGUCAUGCAUGGAUUACAGGAUGUCGCCGCACCGAAGCACCCGUGGCAAGGACACCAGCCAACUUUAGCGAUGCUGUUGAGGAAGUCAAGCAAUGGAACAAGGCUCUAAAGUCAUCAGAUUCCUCCCUCCGAGCAUCAAUUGGUUCCGAAGGUGGGCCUUCGAGAAGAUUUCAUGGUGGGACUCCUGCUAAGGGUGGUCUGUCACUUGCGAAGCUUCGACCCGGCGCUCAAGCUUUCAGUAAGCCUGAAUUAGCUGAUGACGAUAACUGGGACGACGACUUUGCCACGGCCAUCUCACCAAGCGCACUGCACCUGCCUCACCUCAAACCUCAAGACAACUUUGGCGGUUUAUUAUCGAGCGAUCGGUUAAAAGCUUUUGCCUCAGUCAACGAUGGAAGAAACGAUAAUAAUUCGUACGACGACGACUUUGAGGGGGAGUUGAUGACAAUAAAAGGUCUUGGUCACUGGCACGAUAAUGAUCCUCAAGAACAGACGAUCAGGCCUUUGCCAAAGAAAGCUACCAAGGCCUCCGAGCCUGUCAAAACGCAUAGCCGGAAUAAAUCGAGCUCCAGUAAGGCCGCGGGCGCAGGCAGGACUCGAUCGCCUACGAAAGCUCCUCUCAAUAACAAGUUUGAGCUUCCAUCAAGACCAGAUCUUGCGUUUCGGGAGCACAGCGUGGAAGACUUUUCGGAUCUCUUUGUGGACAACGACAAUGUCUUCAAUCACAACAUAAAUCAGGCUGUAAGAAGAAACUCACGGCAGAGUGAUGCGCCACAACUGUUUCACCCGUCUGAUCUCACAUCACUGCCACGGUCGAUGUACGAUGCUGGUUCGGGUAGUAUAAAGAAGAAACCCUUGUCUCGACCAUCAGUUCUCCCCGAUAAACCAAUGCGACGGACACGAUCUUCGAUAGAAAUCCAGAAAUUUGCAGAAGACGACGACGAAGACUUUAGCGACGUUUUCGGACCCGAAUCGUCAAUAGCGGAGAAAGAGGAGAGUGACAAGGGAUCUGAAGAUGGUGGUUUAAUGCUCAUGUCUCGUGUGUCAAGCAACUCGUGGCUAGGAGACGACGAGGAUGAAUACGACCCGUUCGCAUCGAUGGAUCCAGGAUGGGAUGAAAUGGACCUCGAGGCCAACAUUGCCAGAGACCGGCAUGCCAGAUUAGCAGGGAGGGUUGAGGACUUGGUGAGCUCCUUGAAAACGACAGAAGGCGAAGAUACCCUGGUCGAGCUCUCAGAGGAUUUGAUUAUUCUGGAUGACGUGGAAAUACAAGAGAACUUAUGUUUCGUUGGUGGCAUACCCAUUAUCACCAAAUUUGCCGCAAGACAAUACUCGGAUGAGAUUCGUCUCGAGGCCGCAGCUUUUGUUCGCCAGAUGUAUCAGACAUCGACAUUAACCCUCCAGAUGUUUGUGUCUGCGGGUGGCCUGAACGUGUUGGUCGAGUUCCUUGACGAGGAUUACGACGUCACCCGAGACCUUGUUCUUAUUGGGGUCAACGGUAUCUGGAACGUGUUUGAGCUUCAGGGACCGACCCCCAAGAACGACUUUUGUAGAAUCUUCUCACGAAGCAAGAUUCUAUAUCCGUUAGCGCUUGUCCUACACCGAGUCCUUGACGAAGAGGGUGAGGACGAGCUUGGCGAGCUUGUUGAAGGACGAAUCGUCAACAUAUUCUACCUCUUCAGCCAGGCCGAGAACUACGUCAAGGAGGUCGUAGCAGAUCGGCAAGUAUUGAAGAGUGUACUCAAAGAUCUGCGGCGCAUGACGCCGAUACAUCAGAUCACAAUGCUUAAGUUCAUCAAGAACCUCUCCAUGCUCUCAACGACAAUUGAGUCGCUGCACUCAGCCGAUGCCAUCGAGUUUUUGAUUGAUUUACUAAGCUAUAGCAUGAAGAAGGGCCAGACACAUUUCCGCGAGAUAUCCAACCAGGUCCUUAACACCCUAUUUAACCUCUGCCGUCUCAGCAAAGAACGACAAGAGGAUGCUGCUGUUGGUGGCAUUAUUCCUUUACUUCUCCGAAUCAUGCAGACCGAUCGCCCCCCGAAAGAAUUCGCCCUCCCAAUACUCUGUGACAUGGCGCACUCCGGAUCGAAGGGCCGCAGAUACUUGUGGCAGAACAAGGGUCUCAACUUUUACGUAUCAUUACUCACCGAUCAGUACUGGCAAGUCACUGCACUUGAUGCCAUCUUAGUCUGGUUGCAAGAGGAAACUGCCAAUGUAGAGACUCAUCUUGCUGAUGGCGGCUUUACACGAGCUAUUAUCAGCGGUUUUAGUACCAAUAGGGUGAAUGCCUUUGAUUCCAACCUAUUGGAACCGCUACUGAAGUUGUUACGUCUAAGCCCGUCAGUUGCGGCGUCGCUGGCGAAGCCUGAGAUGUUUGCAGGCAUUGCACAGCGGUUAACACACAAAAAGGCAGUUGUGCGACUAAACCUCCUCAGGCUGGUGAGGACUAUCAUGGAUGCUUGUGAUCCUGGACUGGGUAGCGGCGAUGGAACAAGGUCCCUCAACAACUCGCAAGUGCGGUCUCUCAUGGCUACCAUACAGAACCUGUCGGAGAAGGACUCUGCUGUCCUGGUACGAAACCUUGCUUCAGAGCUGGUACGGUCCAAUAUCGAGCCAAGCGGAAGACCGAAUGAAGGUGUACCCAGUGCUGCACCAAGCUCAACAUCAUCAAGGCGAUCAGGGUCCCGCCGGAAUAAUAGCUACACACCUCCUGGCUUGCAUUCGUCCGUGUCGGUACCACAGACGCCUCCUCACAGGAGCCGUGGUAGUCUCGCAAAUAACGCUUAUAUCGAAGUAGCUGCCAGCCCACGCAGAAGCGCUGCUGUCGAACGAGAACGGGAAGGGAUCCUUUACCGGCCACGAAGUAGGGAUGGACCAACGGGUAUUCCUCGACGUGUCAGUGGCGAGUUUGUUUCUGCAAAGAGCCGACUCCCUCGCACAUCGCUGGCUACGUCGAGCAACUCCCGAUCAGCCAUUGGGAUCAGCGCCAACGGCAACAGCCCAGCCCUCAGCUCCCGCAGCGACAUCACCAUGGGUGCCCGCAGCGAGAGCAGCUUGAGCAAUAAGGAGAACGUAGGCCGCGCGCCGGGCAGCCGCGACGGACUCAGUAGUAGAGAUAGCAGCCUGGCGUCGCCCGGUCUGCCAGGGGUAGCAGAACGAGCGGGCAUAAGUAAGAGACGGAGUCGAAUGCCUGAUACCAAAUGGUCAUGA
Molecule: messenger RNA, 4095 nt
Organism: Fusarium sp. VM40
Lineage: Eukaryota; Fungi; Ascomycota; Sordariomycetes; Hypocreales; Nectriaceae
Source: the annotation of a GenBank genome assembly